Molecule: messenger RNA, 2982 nt
Organism: Brettanomyces nanus
Lineage: Eukaryota; Fungi; Ascomycota; Pichiomycetes; Pichiales; Pichiaceae
Exons: 4
Coding region: 1-2982 (993 amino acids)
Biological process (GO): intra-Golgi vesicle-mediated transport
Cellular component (GO): COG complex
Molecular function (GO): oxidoreductase activity
Source: RefSeq, a predicted model, not a curated record
AUGUUUGUACGAAAUUUAGUUGAUAUGACCAUGGCCAAUUUUGGCAGAAUCGAUUCUCUCGUUCUUAACGCCGGUAGGCUCGAUCCUAUCGGACAUAUCUCCAAUUUAGACAACGAUGAAGUGAAGAAUUUGUUCGAUAUCAACUUCUUUUCAGCGAUAGAACUUGUUAAACAAGCCCUCCCACAUCUAAAGGAUACAGCCAACAAGUCGAAUCGUAGUUCUUCUUGUAUCUUCGUCUCGUCCGGAGCUUCUACUAAACCCUACGAUGGAUGGAUGGCAUAUGGCGCUUCAAAGGCUGCUCUAAAUCAUCUUUGCUUAGAUUUAAGCGUGGAGGAGGCACCUUUGAUCCGAUCAAUUGCUGUAGCACCCGGUGUGGUUGAUACAAGUAUGCAAGUUUAUAUUCGGGACGCUGGCAGGGAAAAAAUGAAGCCUGAAGCACUUAAAAGAUUCACCGAUAUGCACAAAAAUGGUGAGCUAUUGCCUCCAGAAGUGCCUGGUAAUGUAUAUGCAGAGCUCGCAUUAAACGGUAUUCCUGACAACUUAAACGGGAAAUUCACUGAUUUGGAUAUUGAUAUGAACAAUUAUCCUACAAACUUGGCAAAGGACUGCCUUGUUCAGGAACCGAAGAGAAAGUAUGAUACAUAUGCUAUGACUAUGGGGAUGGGUGACCUGAAGACGGGUAACUCGUCCUCUCUUCCAAUUCCAUCUGCCCCAUUGAAGAUAUCCAACUUUAAUAUACAGAAGGACCUUACUAAGCGGAUCUCCAGCUUGAGUAUCAUUCAAACUAUAAACAAGGGAUUGAAGGGAAGACAGAUAGAACAAGAACAAGGAGAACAGAGGGACCAAAGAGAACAAAGAGAACAAAGAGAGACCAAUUUGGUCAAUGUGCCUAAUUCUUCGACGGCUUUCAAAUAUGCUCACAAUACUUUAGACUUAUUAGCGUCUACACCUUCGAUACCUAUAGCAGAUCAUAAGGAAUCAAACGAUCUAGACUCUCAUAUUCUUGAAAAUCGUCUCAGUCGCGUUUUGAACCAGAAUAACUACGAUUCGACACUUCGACAAUCACUUUCAAUGAUUGAAAAGAGACUGAAUAGGGAAGAGAACACUUCUGAGGCCGAGGCCGAUAACUACCAGUAUAUUACGUCUCCAGGCACUCAAGGAUUGAUUUCCAGACGCAAAUUGCGGGAUAACAUCGAAGAAGACAUCCUUAAACAGCACUAUUUAACACUUCGAGGCUUCCAACCAAUAGCAGAGAAGUUGGAAUAUCUCAGGAACGAUUUGGCCGAUAUGAAUAGCUGCUAUGGUGAUUUGAAUCAGCAAUUAAGAUCAAUUAUCGAUUCUUCGCAAGGAGUACGCCAUAAUAUGGCUGAAGAAACUAAACAAAGAGACGUGAUCAGCAUCAAAAAGAAUCUUCUAUCUAGCUUCAAAGCCAAUUUCACCUUGAACCAGUACGAGGAACAUUAUUUGAUGAACGAGGGAAUUGAUGAGGAGUAUUUUAACUUACUUUCUAAAGUUUCUCGGAUUCAUUCAAAUUGUGAUAUUCUUCUCAGUAUGAAUAACGAUAAAUUAGGAGUGUCUAUUAUGACACAGAUGGCCCGAAUAAUUGAUAUUGCCACCGAUAGAAUGGCUUCUUAUCUCAAAAAGAAUCUAAACUCGACUUACCAGGAAGAUACAGUUAAUAGAGAUUCAAGAACCAUCAGCAGUCUUCAGAGGGCUCUUAUAUAUAUUAGGAAGAACAGCAUGGAGAAGUUUAAUGGUGUUGUAGCGGAUCUAGUGGAGAACAGAUCACGUUUGCUUUCCGAAGAGUUCGACAAUCAAUUAAAGGGAUAUUCAGAGGCUGCACAAACUCAAGAGGACUCCCGAGAGAACUUUCAAAGAACGUCCAAAAAGACUUCUAGAAAGACUCUUUUCAUGUCCCCUUACGACACAAAACGGUUUGCAUCGGACAUGUUGGCAUACGUUCAUAGUGUGAUAGUGAACGAGCUAGAAAUGGCUGAGUCCUUGUUUAAUUUUGACCAAGCAGAAGUGGAAAACAAAGAUUUGCUAUUAGUUAUUAAGUCAGUGGGUAACAAGGUGAUUGAUUCACUUAGCCUACCUUUAAGGGCUAGUCUAGAGGGUAUUUUAAGACAGGAAGCGAAACCUGGAGUUGUUAUCGAGUUAUAUCAAUUGCUAGACUUGUACCAUAUGAUGUACAGCAAACUUAUUGACGUCAGCAAGAGCGAAUUACUCAAUACUCUUGUUCACUUGAAGAUUGAGGCGAAAGAUCGCCUCUUUAACAUGAUACAUGUUCGACUCAAAGACCUCAAAGUGGAAAGUGGGGCAGAAGAAAUUGAUGACGAUUUCCUUGGAUUACCAGAUUGGCUAAUUGACUUCUAUUCGAAUUUUCUUGUCAUAUUUGAAGGAGAUGAUGGAGACAUGCUUUUAGGUAUGGACAAAGAUCAAAGAAAUAAGGUCGAAUCGUUGAUUGUAGACGAACCGCUGAAGAUUUUAGAGGAACAAGUGAAGAAGUUGAAGUUGUCACGUCGUUCAAAGCUUAUUUUUGAGAUAAAUUGCAUUGAUUUUCUUUAUUCAAAGAUUGAGGUGAUAUCCAGGCUAAGUAAAAAGACAGAAGAGAUUUCGGAAAAGUUACAGGUACUGGUUAAGGAGCUUUCAGACAACUUAUUUGAUGACCUUCUCAAGCACUCGGGAUUAUUUGAUAUCUAUAACUUGGUCAAUAUGAUUUUUGCUUUGGAAGAUGAUUUCUUUGACGUUUCUUUGUACCAGCCAAUAACAGAGAACAAGUUGUUCAACUUACUGACGUUCCAGGAUGCCAACACAAAACUCGGAGACUUUUUGGCUACAUAUAUCACAUCGAAUGACCUCAAUAAUCUCAUCUCUCCGACAAUUCUUAGUCAAGUUUCCGUGGAUCCAUCUUUAAAAUUCGUCAAAUUUUACAAUAAGCUUACGCAAAUCGUUGCGGACGACGUUGUUAGGAGUAGAUGA